AUGCUAAAAAAAUCCAGAGGAACAUAUUAUGAUCAUUGUGUCACUAAUAUUAGAUAUACAAAUAUAGUAGCGAUUACAUGGAAAGACACGAACAAUUUAAAUUUAUUGUCAACUUUUGCUGCUAUUGAGCCUGUUACGAAAAUUAGUAGAUAUGAUAGGAAAUUGAAAAGAGUAGAAGUGGAUUGUCCCCAUAUUAUAAAAGUAUACAAUACUCACAUGGGAAGCGUCGACUUACUGGAUGGUUUACUUGGAAGUCACAAAAUUAAAAUUUGA
Messenger RNA from Macrosiphum euphorbiae (potato aphid), 273 nucleotides. Lineage: Eukaryota; Metazoa; Arthropoda; Insecta; Hemiptera; Aphididae. The record is from the annotation of a GenBank genome assembly.